Paramuricea clavata is the source of this 3405-nucleotide messenger RNA. The record is from the annotation of a GenBank genome assembly. NCBI's taxonomy places the organism in Eukaryota, Metazoa, Cnidaria, Anthozoa, Malacalcyonacea, Plexauridae.
CCACUCUUCCUUCCACCACCUCAUCGGGAACCACACUCCCUCCCACCACCUCAUCGGGAACCACACUCCCUCCCACCACCUCAUCGGGAACCACACUCCCUCCCACCACCCCAUCGGGAACCACACUUUCUCCACCAUCUGCACUCUCCACCAUCUGCACUUCAAACUACUCAAAGCAACAUUGGUGGAACAACCCAAACCAAUCUUGAUACAGGUCCAACUAGUCCCCUUACAACAGGUUCGGCAGGAAUAACCGGGUCAACUUCAGUUCCUACCGGUUCUGUAUCAACAACUAUGGGCUAUGCUUCAAUAGUAGGCUUCGCGCUAAAUCCGAUCCCCGCUCAGGAAUUUGGUCAAAGUUUUUCAGUCGGAUGGGUAAUGACCGCAGGCACGAAUGUUACAGUCGCUAUAACGUAUAAUGGUAUCCCAUGUUGCAAUGCGAUCGCACUUAGCAACACUGGUGGCCAAUGUGAUUGCUUAAUAUCGGUCUCAGGUCUAUUUGACCCAGACGGCGUGGUGAAUAUUAGCGCUGUAGCCUCAAACCUAGUGUCCAGUAUCCCCGCAUACAUCCAGAUCGAAGUUUUAAAAAUCAUCACCCAAGUGUCGUUUACCAUGUUGACAACUUACUCGGACUUUGGAACUGGGGUCGAAGGACGUGGGAGCCAGAAAAACGUAUUUCCUGCGGAAUAUCCUGUGAAAUUUAAUUGUUCCUACACAGGUAAUUCGAUCAGCGUAAAUCUGGGCCGUACGCUACCAUUUUAGUCGCCUGAUAUAUGGUAUUAGUAUUAUUAUUAUUAUCAUCAUUAUUAUUAUCGUUAUUCUUACCAUCAUCUUCAUCGUCAUCAUCAUCAUCUUCAUCGUCAUCAUCAUCAUCUUCAUUAUCAUCCUUCAUCGUCAUCAUCAUCAUCUUCAUCAUCAUCAUCUUCAUCGUCAUCAUCAUCAUCUUCAUUAUCAUCAUCAUCUUCAUUGUCAUCAUCUUUAUUACCAUCAUCAUCUUCAUUAUUAUCAUCAUCAUCUUCAUUGUCAUCAUCUUCAUUAUCAUCAUCAUCUUCAUUAUCAUCAUAUCAUCAUCUUCAUUGUUAUCAUCUUUAUUAUCAUCAUCAUUUUCAUUGUCAUCAUCAUUACCAUCAUCAUCUUCAUUGUCACACCAUCAUCAUCAUCAUCAUGGUCAUCAUCAUCAUCAUCAUUAUUAUUAUUCUUAUUAGGUGGUCCUGUAACAGAUGUGGAAUGGAUAUUUAAUUGCGAUGUCGAUGGUACCAUCGAAGAAUCGCAGUUCUUUUUUCACAAGAUCUUUUCAAGCCAGAGCAGUCAGAGUUGUCAAAUUACUUUGAGACUACAAAACAGUAUCAAUUCAACGCUUGCACAUGGUAACGUAGAGCUCAAAGAAAGCGUUAUCGUCACCAGUAUGACCAGCAACGGCCCAGUAAAACUAAAUGAAAGCAUCGCAUUCACGAUCUCUCUGGAAAAACUCGGCACCCAAACCUGCAUGUGGGUUGACUUGGGUGAUAAUAGCUCCCUUCUUGUAUUCGGUCACGACUCUUGUCCUGGUAGAAUCGAUGUUUCUCAGGUUAACCCAAAUAUCGUGUCGGAGCCACGUUUGAAAUUUUCCUUCAAAAGUUCAGACACCCAGGAGAUUGUCAUCAAUCAUGUGUAUUCGGGUGUUGGUUCUUAUGACGUCAGGAUGAACGCGUCAAAUGAUGUUUCCAUGGUAACACAAGAAAUGGUCGCCGUUGUUCAUCUUUUCGUUUGUCGUAACCCUAACGUGACAGUAGUAGGUAAUUGGUUACUUAUUUGUUUUUCGUGGCGAUUGCCGCGUGUCUCCCAAAACUGUGCACUGUCGUUUGCAUUUAAGGAUGCAGAGUCACCGAUAAAAAAUCGCCUAUUCUGAUGUGAAAUUUUAACGCAAAUUGUAUUGCAUUGUUACUACAAGGACAAACCCAAAUUGGAACACGCCCCCCCCCCCCAUGAUUUCUGAAAGCUUUUGAAUGAUGGCUGAAUAACUGUUUAACAAAGCUGUAACAAUUUUUCAGCCAUGAGAACAUUGGUGGGCUAUGAAUUAAGCUAAAUAUUGCAUGAAAUUUAAGGCGACAAAGUUUGACCGAAGGACUAAGGCCUGUUUCAUACGUCGAAUUUAAUUCAGACGAAUUUAAUUCGUUAUUAAAUUCGUCAAUUGGUCGACACUAAAAUGGUUUCGUUUCAAACGACGAAUUUAAUUCAGACGAAUUCAUUUCAUGUUUAGCGAUCAUGGAUUACCCAGAAGUAAAAAACCACGGGACCAGAAAGAGAGAAACAGACUUUAACAUAAUUUAUGCAUUUAAUUCGACACGACGAUAACACGUCGUAUGAAACGAAGACGCGCUACAGACGUUGUAUCCGUCUGACCAUGACGGAUACAACGUCUUGGACGAAUUUAAUUCAUCAGACGGAUUUAAUUCGUUUCAUACGACGCACUAACGUCGCAUUUAAUUGGUUCAAUUAAAUUCGUCUGAAUUAAAUUCGACGAUAGUGCGACGUAUGAAACGGGCCUAAGAUUUGCAGCCACGAAAGGUUGUCAUAUAUCUUAGAAACGUCCAAACUUUGUAUGAUUAAUGGCUGAUUCCAGCUGUAGACGAAAUUUUGAUCUAGACAAGAAGAACGAAAUGAAUAGCUGGAAAGAGCAUCUUAAAAUGAGUAAAAGUACAAAGUUUGGUUGCGAAUUGUUGUAAAAUGAGGAAAAUAUAGCCCUGUGAAUUUCGCAAAUUUUGUAUAUAUUUGCAUUACGCGCGGGAAAAAUAACCAUUUUUGAGCCGAAAGUGAUUACUUUUACUGCGUGUAAUACAAAUAUAUACAGUAUUUGCGAACUUCACAGGGCUACAUUUUCUUUAUUUUACAACAUUUAGCAACCAAAUUUUGCAGUUUUAUUCUAAGACGCUGUUUCUAUCUGUGGUGUUGGAUCUCGUUCUUCCCUUGAUCAAAAUUUAGUCUGCACCAUUAUUAAUACAGUUUUAUUUAUUCAUUACUCAGGUUUAUCCCCAAAUUCGUCCAACGUCUUAAAUGCAGCUCAAGUCUACCGCUCGAUGCCCAUAGCUUUGUCAACCGAGAAUGUUAUAGAUUGCGAGAUAACGGACAGGACGAAAACAAAAUGGACUGUAUUCAAAUUUGAUGACGAUCCUCGCGUUCUGAGAACGGUUCCAAUUUCCAGUUUAAAAAAGACAGCGUAUCACUCAGAUAUUUCUACCUCGGAGCUUUUACUCCCCGGAAGAGAUUUACCAUACGGCUUCUACGAGAUUAGUGCCCGGGUAGAAAUGACUGGUUUACCGGAUGUAUUUGGAAGUGAUUCAGUUUAUAUCCAGGUGGUGCAGACUCCUUGGCUCGAGGCUGCUGUGAUUGGCGGGUCAUUCUAUACCGCGCCUUUUGGAUUUAUUG